GGUGAUGUAGUGGUUAGCACUGUUGCCUCACAGCAAGAAGGUUCUGGGUUCAAGCCCCGUGGCCGACGAGGGCCUUUCUGUGCGGAGUUUGCAUGUUCUCCCCGUGUCCGCGUGGGUUUCCUCCGGGUGCUCCGGUUUCCCCCACAGUCCAAAGACAUGCAGGUUAGGUUAACUGGUGACUCUAAAUUGAGCGUAGGUGUGAAUGAGUGUGAAUGGUUGUCUGUGUCUAUGUGUCAGCCCUGUGAUGACCUGGCGACUUGUCCAGGGUGUACCCCGCCUUUCGCCCGUAGUCAGCUGGGAUAGGCUCCAGCUUGCCUGCGACCCUGUAGAACAGGAUAAAGCAGUUAGAGAUAAUGAGAUGAGAUGAAUUCCUAUUUUCUGAAACCAUUGAAGGCACCGAUUAUUCUGGCCAUGACUGUAGAUUGGUUGGAAGGAAAAAAUUAGCUGGAGCACACACCCAAACUUGUGUCAGAGAACAUGUCAGACGGAAGUCCUUCAAGAGCAUCUGAUGCUGUAGGAGGUGAAAGCAGUUAGCAAUUGAAUCUGGAGAGAGAGAGAGAUUAAAUUAAAAUCAGCAAUCAAGUGGCCUCUCGGCGUAGCAGUUCUUUCUGGAAUAGGCAUCACGCAGUUGAAACCCUGUUGCUCUGCUGCUGGUCUCAUCUCCUGCACUCGUCCACUGCCCUGAACGUCAGAUGAGAGAAGAGUAGAAGAGUAGGCAGUGCUGAGGAUGACACUUCGCAUGAUCACAAGUAACCCAGCCACCUCACCGCAUCUUCAUUCACAUCCAAAUCUGCAGGACUGAGCACCCAGGAGCCACUCUUUCACUUAUCCUUCAGACAGUGUUUAUCAACUUGGUCAGGAUGAUGGAGCGAGCUGUCGUGUUGGUACUGUGCUGGAUGGUGAUGCUCGGACUGUGUACGCCGCUCUAUCCUUCACUACGGUUUGGUCAGAGAGCCACUGCCAUACUGAUGAGCUCCUCGAUCGAAGACCCCCUGAAGCCCCCGACAGACUACAGAUCCACCCGGAGUCAGCACGUCGAGUUUAGGUCUGGGAGACAUGCGGACGCCAUUUUCACCAACAGCUACCGCAAGGUUCUUGGUCAGAUCUCUGCUAGAAAAUUCCUCCAGACUAUUACAGGAAAAGGAUUUGGAACGAUGCCAGAAUCUGAACACUACGUAAAACGGCAGGCGGGAAUUUUUGAAGACACGUACAAGCAGGACCUGAUGUCCAUUGAGAGGGAACACAGCUAUAGGAAGCAGCAGAAAGGACGUCGAGGCUUCAGUCUUCAGUGCAGUGGCUGUGAUUGUGGAGUGACGAGGAACAGGAAGUGUCCAGAGACUUGAUGCAGAAAAUAAUCAAAUCAAUGUGUUGCUUUCUUGUAGUUUGCUAGAAAAAUAGAUUAUGCACCCCCCCAAAAAAAAAAACCCACAUCCACCACAUCUCUGAAUAAAUCAGAACUGCUGAGCCAAACUGCUUCAUCGGUUUAAUAAAUCUAUCCAAUACAACGUGUGUGUGUGUGUGUG
Molecule: messenger RNA, 1523 nt
Organism: Neoarius graeffei (lesser salmon catfish)
Lineage: Eukaryota; Metazoa; Chordata; Actinopteri; Siluriformes; Ariidae
Gene: ghrh
Product: growth hormone releasing hormone
Exons: 6
Coding region: 861-1343 (160 amino acids)
Biological process (GO): adenylate cyclase-activating G protein-coupled receptor signaling pathway; positive regulation of cell population proliferation; positive regulation of multicellular organism growth
Cellular component (GO): perikaryon; extracellular region; terminal bouton
Molecular function (GO): peptide hormone receptor binding; growth hormone-releasing hormone activity; neuropeptide hormone activity
Source: RefSeq, a predicted model, not a curated record